Truncatella angustata is the source of this 2860-nucleotide messenger RNA. Its product is annotated as AARP2CN domain-containing protein. Gene Ontology annotation, cellular component: preribosome, small subunit precursor; nucleus. The record is from RefSeq and is a predicted model, not a curated record. The coding region runs from base 219 to 2672 and encodes 817 amino acids. Gene Ontology annotation, biological process: endonucleolytic cleavage of tricistronic rRNA transcript (SSU-rRNA, 5.8S rRNA, LSU-rRNA); maturation of SSU-rRNA from tricistronic rRNA transcript (SSU-rRNA, 5.8S rRNA, LSU-rRNA); ribosome biogenesis. Gene Ontology annotation, molecular function: U3 snoRNA binding; GTPase activity; GTP binding. The transcript is spliced from 2 exons. NCBI's taxonomy places the organism in Eukaryota, Fungi, Ascomycota, Sordariomycetes, Amphisphaeriales, Sporocadaceae.
UUUUGCUUGCCCAAUUGCCCCGCUAGUUAUAGCGAGCGAAUACUGCAUUUGCACUUACAUCGUCCUAUCCGCCGCAAAUUCGGUUUAGUCUUGGGGUUGUCGUCCGAGAUCAUCCUGUUUCUUUCUUGAAUCAACCCUCGUCAAAUACGUCAUUCGAGAGUUCGCGGUUCAAUCUGGCUUCUCUUCCAUUUAGAUUUAAAUCAGGAGGCGACGGCAAGAUGCCUUCCGCCGUGGGAUCCCACUCCCACCGCCCUACCACCAAGGUCUCGCACAAAGGCUACAAGUCCAAGAAGGCCACCAAAGGCGAACUGCGCGAGCAAGCAAAAGGCAAACUAUCCGGCGAGAAGGGCCAGCGCAAGACACCACACCAGCAAGUCAUGUCCAAACUCGAUCGAAGAAAUCAGGCCAAGCAGCGCCAAGUCCAAAAAGCAAAAGAGCAUCAAGAGGAGAAUUUUAUAUUCAAGGGCAAAGACGGCGCACCACGGAUCGUUGCAGUUGUACCAUUGUGCCCUGACGGAGACGUCCCUGCCGCAAUCCGCAAACUGAACACCAGCCUCGAUAUCGAUUCCGAGGUUCUCGACACAAGUUUCCGAGUCCAGGUCGACCGGUUCAAGCAGAAGCUACAAUAUGUCCCCCUGCGACGCGACCUGACCGCAUGCAUGGAUGCUUCUCGUGUCGCCGACUUUGUCAUCUUCCUGUUGUCCGCCGACGUCGAGGUUGAUCCCCUCGGCGAACUCAUCAUCCGGAGCAUCGAGAAUCAAGGCUUGUCCACAUGUUUCUCCGUCGUCCAGAACCUCGACAAAAUCCAACCCGUCAAGGCCAGGCCUGAUGUUCAGAAGUCUCUUGUCUCUUUCAUGACCCAUUUCCAUCCCGACCAAGACAAGGUCUACAGCCUUGACUCGCGGCAGGAAUGCUCGAAUCUCAUGAGGUCCUUGUGCAGCACCACCCCCAAGGGAGUACAUUGGAGGGAUCAGAGGAGCUGGAUGUUGGCAGAUGAAGUUCAAUGGCCAACCACGCCAUCUGGCUCGACUGUCAUCACUGGUGUUGUGCGUGGAAAGGGCCUGAAGGCUGACCGCUUGGUGCAAGUUGGAGAUUGGGGCACCUUCCAGAUCGAAAAGAUCACAGCAGCCCCUCUGGUCGUCAAGAGAAAGCGAGACGGUGAUAUGGCCGUGGACGAAGCUGGUUCCGAAGAGGUCUUGGAGACUCCCACUGAGGACCAGGAUGACUUGGCGGAGUUGGCACCGGAGGAGGCAAGAAUGGACGAUGUUGAUUCCGAGUCCCUUGCCCCCACAACCAAGAAGGGAGUCCUUUUGGAUGAUCAUCACUACUUCUCCGAGGAUGAGUUCGACAAGCCAGCAAGACCAGUAAAGGUGCCCAAGGGUACAUCCGACUACCAAGCAGCCUGGUACUUGGAGGACGUGUCUGAUUCCGAAUCCGAGAUGGACGAUGACGAGAUGCAGGAUGCUGACGAGGAAGCCCAGAAAGCCGCCCCCGAAGAUGGUAUGGAGGGCCUUGCCGGCGCUGAGCCCACGGAGGCUGCCAUGUCCGAAUAUCCUCAGUCCGAAAAGUUUGAGGAGCUGGAUGAGACCGAAGAGGCUGAACAGUUGGCGAGCUACAGAGCCAAGAAGCGAGACGAGGCGGAGGAAGAUUUGGAGUUUCCUGAUGAGAUCGAGUUACAUCCUAAUGUGCUCGCGCGAGAAAGACUGGCGAAAUACCGCGGUCUCAAGAGCUUGGCAACUAGUCCAUGGAACACGGAAGAGGAUCGGCCUUACGAGCCUGAAGACUGGUCGAGAUUGCUGAAAAUUUCGGAUCCUCAAUCGUCGAGGAACCGAUCCAUUCGCGAAGCACUCGUCGGAGGAGUGGCACCAGGAACAAGAGUCCACGUGUACCUGAAAGGUGUACCCACAGGGUUCAAGGACGGCCACAAGCCAUCGCAGCCCCUUACUCUGUUCUCUCUUCUGCGCCACGAGAACAAGAGGACAUCUCUCAACUUUGAUAUCACGCACAAGGAGGAUUUUGAAAAGUCCAUCAAGGCCAAGGAGGAGCUGAUCGUCCAAUGCGGGCCGCGUCGCUUUGUAAUCAACCCUCUGUUCUCGCUCAGCGGCAGGACUGAGAACGAUGUACACAAGUACUGCAGGUUCCUGCACCCUGGACAAUCCGCAACGGCUACUUUUAUGGGUCCUAUCACUUGGGGAUCCGUGCCGACUCUAUUCUUUAAGCGCGUAGUGCCCGAAGAAGGCAGCACUGCUGACGACAAAUCAUCCUCCGACUUUCCUCUCCAGCUCGUGGCAACUGGCACAGCUCGCCCUCCUUCGACUUCUCGAGUCAUUGCCAAGCGUGUCAUUCUCACUGGUCACCCAUACCACAUCCACAAGAAGGUUGUUACCAUCCGGUACAUGUUUUUCAACCGCGAGGACGUCGAGUGGUUCAAAGCACUACCACUGUGGACCAGGCGCGGCAGGUCUGGCUACGUCAAGGAAGCGCUUGGUAUGCACGGUUACUUCAAGGCCAACUUUGACGGGCGCACCAACCCUCAAGACAGUGUCGGUGUCAGCUUGUACAAGCGCGUUUGGCCAAGAGCUGCCCGUCCUUUCAAUGGGCGCCUGCUCGAAGAGGGCGAGGGUGAGCUUGUCCAGGAGGCUGAUCAGGCGAUGGACGAGGACGUGCAGUAGAAAUUCAGUAAGUCAUGGAUAUAGAUUGACUGGCGUUACCGGUUUAUUGUCUAGGGUAUGAGGUUCAUGACAUAGAAAUGGCAUUUGACAUAGCCAUUGCGAUAUAGGAAAUUUCAUUAUUUCGCCUGCAUGAGAUAUGGCGCUUACGUUCGCGAGUUUCCAUUUGUCUUUCUGGUAUACAGCAGACC